AUGGGCAAAGUCCAAGUUGAUGUGCUUUUCGGCGGCCGAGAUAACUGCCGAGUUGAAAACAUUAUCUUCGAGGUUGUGGACCUUGAUAGCCCUUACUAUGCCCUGCUGGGAAGACCGACACUAGCAAAAUUCAUGGGCUCCACUCAUAUGGUGUACCUAAAGAUGAAGAUGUCGGCACCAAAUGGAAUCCUCACUGUGGUUGGCAACUACAAGACUUCCAUGCAUAGAAACUGCCUCUGCCGUAUCCUGCUUGGAAGAAUGUCUGGUCAUUGCGGAGGAGAUGAAAAGGUUGAAAACGGCUGUUGCACUGGCACAUUCUGUGCAGCUCAACAUGGCCGGAAUGAUCAACAUGCUUGGUGGGGUGGCUUUCAAGCCGCAAAGGAUACAAAGGACAUUGUACUUGACCCCGAGCAGCUAGAACGCACCGUCCGGAUUGGUGCCGGAUUGAGCAAAAAAUCGAAAAGCGCGCUCAUCGACUUCCUCCAUGAGAAUCGGAACAUUUUUGCAUGGUCUACUGAUGACCUGAAAACUGAUAAGUUCGUCUGGACUCCGCAAGCCGAUGCAGCUUUCCGGGAGCUGAAGAAGAUGCCGGCCAAGACGCCGGUAUUAGCAUCUUCACUGCCCAAGGAGCCGAUGUUGCUCUACAUUGCAGCCACAAACCGGGUUGUAAGUGUAGUAGUAGUAUUGGAAAGAGAGGAGGAAGGAAAAAACAAGUGCAGAGACCGGUAUUACUAUCUGAGUGAGGUACACUCCCUUUCAAAGAAGAAUUACGCUCACUAUCAGAAAAUGACAUGCGGCGUGUUCAUGUCUGCCAAGAAGCUGAAGUAUUACUUUGAAGAACAUCCAAUGACGGUGGUUUGUGCGGCUCCAAUCUCGGAAAUCGUCGGCAAUAAAGAUGCCAGCGGUAGAAUUGCCAAGUGGGCGAUUGAGCUGGCUCCGUAUGUGCCUCACUAUGAAAGAGGAGAUGCAAUCAAGUCACAAGAAUUGGCAGAUUUCCUGGUGGGUUGGGCCAAGAUGCAAUACGAACCUCCCAAGUCGGACUCAAACUACUGGAAGAUUCACUUCGAUGACUCCAAAUUAAAAAAGGGUUUGGGUGCCGACGUAGUCCUCACCUCACCCAAAGGAGAUCAGCUAAAGUAUGUGCUGCAGAUCCACUUCAGAGCAUCAAACAAUGUCGCCGAGUAUGAGGCACUGGUGCAUGGAUUCAAGGUGGAAAAGGAAGUCAGAGUGUGCCAGAUUAUCUGUUAUGGUGAUGCGUACUUGGUUGUCCAGCCGAGUUCUGGUGAUUGGGAUGCUAAAGAUGCAAAUAUGGCAUCGUACCGGUUUCACAUGCAACAGGUUGCCGGAUUUUUUGAAGUUUGUGAGUUUCAUCAUGUGCCUCGAGCAGACAAUGAAGCAGCUGAUACUUUGUCCCCGUUAGGCUCAUCCCGGCAAGCAAUUCGGUCCAACAUAGCUCAGCUGGCACAUCUCCGGAAACCAUCAAUCAAGCCAAGCCCGGAGUCAGAGUCAAAUUUUGUUCCGGAAGCAAAUGUUGUCCCGAUGGAAAUUGAUCAAGCAAACCCGAGGACUGCUCCAUCUAACCUGGGGACUUCACAGUCAAAUUCGGCUAAAGCUAUGUCGGUUGAUAAUAUGGAGGUCGACGAACCAGCUUUUGUUGUUCGAGAAGUGCCAUCGUGGGUAAAGCCGAUCAUGUCAGACCUGGUCAGCAGUGAGUUACCGGCUGAAGAAGUCCUGGCCAGAAGAAUUCAGAGAAGAGCAAAGUCAUACACCAUCAUCAAUGGCGAGAUGUACAAGAGAAGCGUCACCGGUGUGCAGAGCUAUGUGGAGCCGGAAGAAGGCCGAGAGAUACUCCGAGAUAUUCAUCAAGGGGAGUACGAGUACCAUGCAUCAAGGGCCCUGGUGGCGAAGGCGUUCCGGCAUGGGUUCUAUUAG
Molecule: messenger RNA, 1932 nt
Organism: Lolium perenne
Lineage: Eukaryota; Viridiplantae; Streptophyta; Magnoliopsida; Poales; Poaceae
Molecular function (GO): RNA-DNA hybrid ribonuclease activity; nucleic acid binding
Source: RefSeq, a predicted model, not a curated record